AUGGAAGUUGAAAUCUACAAAGAGGACAGUAAGUGCGUCUCUGGACCUCUGGAGAACUGUCCGAUGAACGCGUCUUCGUCGUGGGCAUCUGGAUACACGGACAGCCGGAACGCGACGCCGAAUGAGAGCUGGGAACAGGAGGGCAUGUCCCCCAUCAUCCCCAUCAUCACCGCUGUGUACUCCGUGGUGUUCGUAGUUGGGCUUUUUGGCAACUGUCUCGUCAUGUACGUCAUAAUUAGGUAUACCAAAAUGAAAACUGCUACAAACAUCUACAUCUUCAACUUAGCCCUGGCUGAUGCCCUGGUGACCACCGCAAUGCCUUUCCAGAGCACAGACUACAUGUUAAACUCUUGGCCAUUUGGAGAGGUGGUGUGCAAAGUGUUUAUUGCCAUUGACUAUUACAACAUGUUCACCAGUAUUUUCACUCUCACCAUGAUGAGUGUGGACCGCUAUGUCGCCGUGUGCCAUCCAGUCAAAGCCUUGGACUUCCGCACACCGGUCAAGGCCAAAAUUAUAAAUGUCUGCAUCUGGAUCUUGUCCUCUGCUGCUGGGAUACCUGCGUUCGUUCUGGGAGGGACACAAACAAAUAGUGACAUUACGGAGUGUGCCUUACAGUUUCCUGAACCGUACGGGUACUGGGACACACUAAUGAAAGUGUGUGUGUUUGUCUUUGCCUUCGUGGUGCCCGUUCUCAUCAUCACCGUGUGUUACUCUCUCAUGGUGCUGAGGCUCAAGAGUGUGCGCAUGCUGUCUGGCUCUCGAGAGAAGGACCGCAACCUGCGCCGCAUCACCAGACUCGUGGUGGUGGUGGUGGCUGUGUUUGUGGUGUGCUGGACUCCCAUUCACAUCUUCAUCCUGGUGAAGGCGCUAGUGAGCAUCCCAGAGUCUAUCGCCAUCACGGCUGCUUACUUCUUCUGUGUGGCACUGGGCUACACCAACAGCAGCCUGAACCCUGUGCUCUACGCCUUUCUGGAUGAGAACUUCAAGCGUUGUUUCAAAGACUUGUGCCUCUCUGCACGGCUGAAGGGAGACAAAGUGUCUGGAAGUAAGAAGGGCCUGAGCACUGUGCGAGAGAUGGCUGUGCCCCUGGAGAACCCUGAUGGGACUAAGCCCACAUGA
Molecule: messenger RNA, 1119 nt
Organism: Boleophthalmus pectinirostris (great blue-spotted mudskipper)
Lineage: Eukaryota; Metazoa; Chordata; Actinopteri; Gobiiformes; Gobiidae
Product: delta-type opioid receptor-like
Exons: 3
Coding region: 1-1119 (372 amino acids)
Biological process (GO): sensory perception of pain; neuropeptide signaling pathway; G protein-coupled opioid receptor signaling pathway
Cellular component (GO): neuron projection; membrane
Molecular function (GO): dynorphin receptor activity; neuropeptide binding
Source: RefSeq, a predicted model, not a curated record